AUGACGGUAUCGGAAAGCAUAAUACCCCCAAAGAUCUCCAGUAAAGAGCAAGCACAAAAAUUAAUCGACGAACAUGAUAAUUUUUUGUUCGAUUGUGAUGGAGUGAUUUGGUUAGAUGAGAAAUUAAUUCCGGGAGUCCUCAGCACCAUCGAGUAUUUACAGUCCAAAAAUAAGAGAUAUGUAUUCGUUACAAACAACUCAUCUAAAUCGCGUCAGAAUUAUGUUGAGAAGUUUCAAAGAUUAGGGUUUAAGGGUAUUACCAAGGAUAUGAUAUAUCCUACAUGCUACGCCGCAACCUUCAAUUUGAAAGAACAUUUGAAAGUGCCGGAAGGCUCUAAAAUCUGGGUAUUGGGUGACAGUGGUAUUGAAGAUGAGUUACGAGAGGCCAAUUACAUUCCGGUUGGAGGUACGGAUGACCGUCUUAAUGCACCUUUUGACCCUCAUCACGAGUUACUAAAAGUUGAUCCAGACGUUAAGGCAGUCGUAGUAGGCUCUACAAAAGACUUUAAUUAUAUGAGAAUUGCCCUGACUCUCCAAUACUUGCUUCACGAUAACAAGUCUAUACCAUUUAUAGGUGCAAAUAUCGACAGGUCUUAUCCAUCUGACGGUUUGAUCCUCCCUGCUGGUGGAAGUGUUGUUAACUACAUGCAAUACACGGCCGACAGAGAUUUUAUCAAUGUAGGGAAACCUAGCACUACCUUGUUGGAUGUUAUAUUAGAGCACAGUAGGUUUGAUAAAGAAAAGACUAUUAUGGUAGGCGAUACGCUAUACACUGAUAUCAAAUUUGGUAAUGAUGGUCAACUCGCAAAUUCCCUAUUAGUUUUCAGUGGAGGUACAACGAAACAAUAUUUUGAUCAUUUCUUAACCACCUCGUACAAGCAGGAGGAAACCAAAAGUAUGAUUCCACUGUGUUACAUAGAAUCAUUUGGUGAUAUUAUAGAUUUAAUAAAUUAG
This is a messenger RNA of Debaryomyces hansenii CBS767, 954 nucleotides long. RefSeq lists its product as uncharacterized. The coding region runs from base 1 to 954 and encodes 317 amino acids. NCBI's taxonomy places the organism in Eukaryota, Fungi, Ascomycota, Pichiomycetes, Serinales, Debaryomycetaceae. The record is from RefSeq and is a predicted model, not a curated record. Gene Ontology annotation, molecular function: alkaline phosphatase activity; phosphoglycolate phosphatase activity. The transcript has a single exon.